Peromyscus maniculatus bairdii (prairie deer mouse) is the source of this 2443-nucleotide messenger RNA. It is a transcript of the gene Smtnl1, whose product is annotated as smoothelin like 1. The record is from RefSeq and is a predicted model, not a curated record. NCBI's taxonomy places the organism in Eukaryota, Metazoa, Chordata, Mammalia, Rodentia, Cricetidae. Gene Ontology annotation, molecular function: protein binding.
ACCCAGAGACCCCAGGACUCUUGUCUGGAGGAGCAGGAAAAGGAAGUGGGUAGCAGAGUGUAUCAUGUCUUCCUGCCGCCUGGGCUCUGUCCAGUUUACCAAGGUGUCCUAGGUACUCUCACCAAGAAAGAAAGUACUGCCAAGAGCAGGAGGUAUUUUUAGCCAAUGACAGGAGUGUCCACUUUUCUUACUGCCUGAGUCAUGCCCUGAACUCUAUUUGGGAGCUGUUUUCUUUGUAACUAGACCCCCAACAAGAGAAGGUAGUGAGGGAAUUGGCCCCGUCCCCACACCAAAACUAUAUACCGUACUCAACGAGGAAUCCCCAAGUUAAGGGGUCAUCUUCUCCACAUAUACCCAAGAGCAGGUGGAGGCCAGCUUUGCAGACUAGAGAGGAUGUGAUUCUAUUCUCUCACCAAAGCAAACUCUUCUCAUUCACUUUUUCAAGAACCACAGAGGUUCAGAGACUCGCCUGCCCCGGGGCUCCCAAAUCACAUGGAACGGACAGAAGAGAGUCCCUCUGAGAAUGGGACCACUGUCUCCCCAACUGCAGGGAAUCUUGACACACCAGGAAAUCAAAGCGCUGCAGAGGAGGUGGCCAAAGGCCCAGCUGGGACAAGUGUCAAAGACCCUCCGGAUGAGGCAGAACAGGAGGGUAAAGCAGCCCCCGAGGGGGCUGUGUCAGGAGAGUGCCCGGAGGACGCAAAUGUAUUAGAUGAGCUCAAGGUAGACCUGCAAGGGGAGGCCAGUGGGAAGAAGGAAGCCAAGGGUGACCUUGCAGAGGAGGAGGGUGGGAAGGAAGAGACCGCCGUGGCUUCCCAGGAAGAGACUGGCAGGAAGGAAGACACAACACCUGAACCCAGCGAGGUUAAGGGAAAAGAGGAGGCCACGCUGGCCCCGGAGAAGCAGAAGUCUGAUGGAAACAAGGCCAAUCUGGACUCUAAGGAGAAAUUGGAUGUGAGUGAUAAAGCCAAGCCUGAACCCAAGGAGGGUGCUGGGGCAGAGGUUACUGUCCAAGAGGCCGAGAUGGAAUCUCAGAAGACGGCUGAUGUGAAGGACCAGGCCAAUGCUGAACUUCAGGCAGUCGAUGGGAAGGAGAUGGUUGAUGGGAAGGAGAUGGUUGAUGGGAAGGAGAUCGUUGAUGGGAAGGAGGUCGUCGAUGGGAAGGAGGUCGUCGAUGGGAAGGAGGUCGUCGAUGGGAAGGAGGUCGAAAGUGGCACAAAGCAGCUGGUGGAGCCAGGGAGUCCCACUGAAGAGCAGGAGGAGGGUGAGGAAAAAGAAUCAGAAGAAAGGACAGCGGUGAUUCCCAGCUCCCCCGAAGAGUGGCCCGAGAGCCCCACAGAUGAGGGAACCAGCCUCAGCCCAGAUGGCUUGGGUCCAGAUUCUGCAGCAUCUGGAGAGACCAGUCCUUCAGCCAGUGAGUCUUCGCCCAGUGACGUGCCCCAGAGCCCCACGGAGCCCCCACCCUCGGAGGAAAAAAAGGAGAGAGCACCAGAACGCAGGGUGUCGGCCCCUGCUCGGCCCCGGGGACCCCGUGCGCAGAAUCGCAAAGCCAUCAUGGACAAGUUUGGCGGGGCAGCCUCGGGCCCCACUGCCCUCUUCCGGAACACGAAAGCCGCGGGGGCAGCCAUUGGUGGUGUUAAGAACAUGCUUUUGGAGUGGUGCCGGGCCAUGACGAGAAAGUAUGAGCACGUGGACAUCCAGAACUUCUCCUCCAGCUGGAGCAGCGGCAUGGCCUUCUGCGCCCUCAUCCACAAGUUUUUCCCAGAUGCCUUUGACUAUGCAGAGCUGGACCCGACCAAGCGGCGGCACAACUUCACCCUAGCCUUCUCCACUGCAGAGAAACUAGCCGACUGUGCCCAGCUGCUGGACGUGGAUGACAUGGUGCGGCUGGCCGUGCCCGACUCCAAAUGCGUCUACACCUACAUCCAGGAGCUGUACCGCAGCCUUGUGCAGAAGGGGCUGGUGAAGACGAAAAAGAAGUGAAUGGCAAAGCCGUGCGCUCCGGGGAGUGGGGGGGCGGGGGGGGCGGGGCCCAGAUGACAGCGGUAGGCUGGGCCUCCAGGCGUGAAACAGGUGGCACCGGUCUCAAUGGCAUUAAAGGAACUGUUGUAAAAUUCCUCUCAUUCCUUGAUGCUCCCCCCACCCCAAGCAGCCACAUGUGUGCAAUAGGCGGCGGCCGAAAAUAAAAAGGAACCCGCAUUUGGAGCUAUGGGUGGCAAUUUGCUCUCUCUCCUCUCCCUCUCUCUCCUCCCUCUCCUCUCUUUUCCCUCUCCCCUCACCUCCUCCCUCUCUCUCCACUUCCCAGUGGGGGAACUUACAGACAGGAAGUAGACGAUCUCUAGAAAUCUCUCCAAACUGGGCUGCUGCGACCGGCCAGUGGGUGGCGCUCUUGAGUUGGACCACAUUCUAACUCAAUGGUUUCAAAUAAAAUUAAUCCCUCCUA